AUGGCUGACGUGCAGACGCUGGACAUCGGGGACCCGCAGAUCCUCGUCAGGUACGAGUACGACCCACUCUACAGGCACCACCGCGUGCUGUUGUUCAGGGUGGGCGACGACAUCUGGAUUUGCCCCACCCGUGACCACGACUUGGUCCGUGAGAAGUUGCUGUGCGUCCGCCACGAGGUCUACGCCCACGACCCGAUCUCCGGCGCCAUGUUGGCUGGGUCCCGCCGCCGUGCGAAGCUGCAGGGCCAGGUUCUGGGUGUCGUGCAGGUCGACACCAUCGAGAGGAUGGUCUUGGUGGUGGCGGAGCCGCGUUCGGACAAGUUCGGCGAGAUCGUGGACGCGGCGGUCAUGGACGAUGAGAACCGCGGCCGGGCCUUUGAUCAGAAGGAGGUUGCCGCAAUCAUCGGCGAGGAGGUCUUCGCGCAGAAGAUUGCAGCUAGCCAGGUUAUUGACUUCAAGAAGGACGUGAAGGCGCAGCUGGGCGACAUCCGCACCCUCGGCGGCCACCUGGACGAGGCGAACUUCCCGCUGUCAGGCGUCAGGGGCGUGAAGGAGUUCUUGGAGUCCGUGGCGUCGAGCCCUGGCAGCGUGGCUUCGCACCAGGCCGAGUGGCAGCGACUCAGCGGCGUCGGCAAGGGCUCGGCCGUCAUUCACGUGCAUCGGAUCUUGUGCGAGGCCAUACGCUUGAUGCACUCGUGGGAUCAGGUCGACCUUUUUGCGCCCGCCUCCGCCGAGUUGAUCGUGCGCUUGUGGAUUCAGACCGGAGAGCAGAAGCAGAACCGCAAGGGCGACGGCAAAGGCAGCGACGGCCUCGACCCCGCGAACCCGAAGAGGCGCCCGAGGAAGCCGAAGGGGGGCAACGCUGGCGCCGCAGGCGGAGCCGGCGAGGAGGGACAACUCCUCUCCGGCCCGCGGGGGCGCCAGCGCCGGCAGUCCGAGCGCCGAGAGAGCUCCCCCGCGGCCGACUAUAACGCGGGCUAG
Prorocentrum cordatum is the source of this 981-nucleotide messenger RNA. Lineage: Eukaryota; Dinophyceae; Prorocentrales; Prorocentraceae. The record is from the annotation of a GenBank genome assembly.